Exophiala viscosa is the source of this 3097-nucleotide messenger RNA. Its product is annotated as TRL1 protein. Gene Ontology annotation, biological process: tRNA splicing, via endonucleolytic cleavage and ligation. The record is from RefSeq and is a predicted model, not a curated record. Lineage: Eukaryota; Fungi; Ascomycota; Eurotiomycetes; Chaetothyriales; Herpotrichiellaceae. Gene Ontology annotation, molecular function: RNA ligase (ATP) activity; GTP-dependent polyribonucleotide 5'-hydroxyl-kinase activity; phosphoric diester hydrolase activity. The transcript has a single exon. Bases 359 to 2854 code for a protein of 831 amino acids. Gene Ontology annotation, cellular component: nucleus.
ACUGAGAUAGAGGUGUGCAGUGCGGCCUCGAUAUAAAAUCAGAAUUGAUCUCACACACUAUUGCGACUGGACUGUCAAGGAAGAUUGUGAGUCAUUGGUACUUGCAGAGGACUCAUUGAGAGGAGGAGUGCCUGCGUCGAGUGCAGUGUUCUUGCCAUGAUUUAAUUGUCUUUUGUCCCUCUCUUCAACACUCUCACUUGCACUUUGGCUUUUGAUCCCGGACUUUCAACCACACCUUUAGUUGAGCCUUCGAAGUAGUUCUUUGCAAGGUUGAAAGCAUCAUACUUUACAAUUCGGCAUCCUGCCCACUCACCCAGCUGCUCCUUUCACCACUGCCCUGUUCAAGACGCCCUUCAUCAUGGGCCAAGAUCCACAUCAAAUAGCCGAGCUUUGCAACGCGCUUGAAGCCAACAAAGGCAAAGGCCGAGGUGGUGGUGGUGGUGGUAAGAAGGGGUUUUCUUGCAAAAAGACGACCUUUGCCGUUGCAGGCUCAAACAUCACCGUCGACUCGUGGCGUUUCAACGAUUGGGAUUAUAAACGAGACGACCUUCCCACCUAUGCACGAGGGCUUUUCACCACCAAGAAAUCUGACGGCACUCCAGAAAUAGCCAUUCGUGGGUACGACAAGUUCUUCAAUGUCGACGAAGUCCCAAGCACAAAGUGGCACAACAUUGGGCAUGACACCACCGGUCCCUACGAGCUUAGCGUCAAGGAGAACGGGUGCAUCAUCUUCAUGUCUGGUCUUGAAGACGGUACACUACUAGUCUGCAGUAAGCAUUCCACUGGAGCACGUUCCGAUGUCGAAGUGAGCCAUGCCAUGACUGGGGAGAAAUGGGUCAAGAGACAUCUAGAAAGCGUGGGCAAGACCACAAGAGAUCUUGCACGCGCACUGAGAGAGAUGAACGUCACCGCUGUUGCUGAGCUUUGCGACGAUGAUUUCGAGGAACAUGUUCUCGAGUACCCUCCAGAGAUGGCGGGUCUAUACCUCCAUGGACUCAACUUCAACCUCCCCGAGUUCGCCACCUUGUCCGGUCCAGAAGUACACGAAUUCGCAGACAAGUGGGGUAUGAGAAAGGCUCAAUACGUAAUUAUUCAGACCCUGGACGAAGUCAAACAGUUCCUGGCCAAGUGCGCCGAGACAGGAUCAUGGGAGGGAAGAGAUACUGAAGGAUUUGUGGUCAGAUGCAAGCUGAGAAGUAAGACGGCGUCGCUCUCUCCAGACUGGUUUUUCAAGUACAAGUUCGAAGAACCGUAUCUGAUGUACCGCCAGUGGCGGGAGUGCACCAAGGCUGUCAUCGCUAGAAAGCCACCGAAGUUCAAGAAGCACAAGAAAAUCACGGAGGAAUAUUUACUGUACGCGAGACGUCAAUUGGCCAAGGAUCCCUCUCUCGGUCAAGCCUACAACCAGAAUCAUGGCAUCAUCAAGAUGCGGGACGGCUUUCUGGCAGAGAUUGGACAGAAAGGAUCGGACAUCAUCGCUCAAGAGAAGGAAGAAGGAGGUGGACAUGCAGAAAAUGGCCAUCAGGUCUCCAAUAUUGUGCUGGUUCCUAUCGCAACUAUCGGCUGCGGCAAGACCACGGUUGCGACUGCGCUGGUGAAGCUCUUCGACUUUGGUCACGUCCAGAACGACAACAUCGAGGGUAAGAGAGACCGACCUCAGCGAUUUGCCUACGCAGUUACCAGCGAAAUGUCAUCGCACAAGGUUGUCAUCGCAGACCGGAACAAUCACCAGAAGCGAGAGCGGCAGCAAAUCAUAGAAGAUAUCAGCAAGGUGAUCCCGGAAGCGCGCUUCGUGGCUCUGCACUAUGUCCAUGAGCCCAAAGACCGUAUGCUGGACGAGAUCCGCACAGUCACCCGUCACCGAGUGCUCGAGCGAGGGGAUAACCAUCAGACUAUCCGAGCUGGAAGUAAAAGCCAGGAUGAGAUCAUCUCAAUCAUGGAAGGUUUUCUCCAGCGAUUCCAAGGUUGCGACACCAGCUCACCGCCAGACUCUGAUUUUGACGAGGUGAUUAACUUGGAUGUCUCGGCUUCAUCAUUAGAGAACCUGGAAACAGUCAUCACCCACCUGUACAACGCAUAUCCAGGACUGCUGCCAGAUGAGAUGCCUGGAGACAAGGAGAUGCAAGAGGCGAUAAACUUUGCAAUGGGACAUGAAGUGACGACCAAGCACGACCUGUCCUUCAACAAACCUGACAAGAAGCACAAGAACCAGAACCAGAAUCAAAGCCGGAACUCGAAGACACCGCCACAGGAAAAGUCCUUUAGCCCCGACCAGCUUAUUGGUAAACUCGAAUACUUUGGUGUACCAGUCUCAGCCACUCAGAUUAACUCCAUACUUGGCUCGAUGUUUGACAAGACGGAUGCCGAGGAAGCAAAGAUGUAUCGGAUGCUGAAGCAGUCACGCCGUAUACAGGGAGAAUUCCACGUCACACUGAUACAUCGUGCUUCGGCCACGCAACAAGAUAUGUGGCAGAUGUGGCAGAUGUAUACAGAGACUUUCCGGACGGCCCUGGAGAACAAGAAGCUUACCGACAAGAGUGAGCUGACACCAAGCCUUGGUCCUGCACGCGUCAAGCUGGAGAGACUGGUCUGGGACGAUCGUAUCAUGGCAUUUGUAGUUCGACUUUACCCUGCAGAGGGUGGUCCUAUGUGGUCCAGCGCCAAUGCCAUUCCACACAUCACGAUUGGCACGUCAAGACCGGAGGUGAAGCCAGUGGAAAGCAACCAGCUUCUUGCAAGAUGGGAAACCGGCGACACGAGUGGAGGCCCGAUCCACGAUAAGGAGGUGCCUGGCGGAGUGAUCUUGGAGGGAGCAGUCAAACCGGUCUUGCAGCGCAAUGCUCUUGGGAAGUAAAGGUCAUGCGAUGUGGAGGAUGAGCGAAAGUGUAGAGGUCGUUCAGCCCAACAUCACAUGAAUGGUCUGGAGGCCCACCACGUCACAUCGUGGGAGCUGUACAAUAAGUCUAGGGCUGACAAAGGAUUCGCAAGCAAGCGUAGAGAAAAUCAUUCACAGCAUAGUGUAUGUAUACUGUUUUAGUAUCAGUCCAAGCGAGCACAGCGUCAUGUAACAGACAGCUACCAAGUAUUUCAUGGACAG